AUGAGGGAAGCAGAUCGCCAAGCCCCACGUCGCAGAGGCGGCGAGCGGAGGGGGCGCCAAGUGACGAACUGCCGCAGGGGGAGGGGGCCUGGGGUGGAGAAGCGCUGCGGACGCCGCGGGGAGACGUUACCUGCCGUGCGCGAGGGGGGCCGAGGGACCCUCGGGCGGGCGACCGCGAGGGUCAGGCGGCCGCCGCACGCUCCGGUGCUCGCCCUCGGCCCGCCUCAAGGGCUCGCGGCGUCCGCCAUGGAAGCACAUCCGGCCGCCUCCGGGGGACCGCGCGGACCGGCUGCCGGCCGCUUGCUGGUGUUCGUGGCCACGCUGCUGAUCGUGCUGCUGCUGAUGGUGUGCGGUUGGUAUUUUGUUUGGCAUCUUUUUUUGUCAAAAUUCAAGUUUCUUCGGGAACUGGUGGGAGACACUGGAUCCCAGGAGGGAGACCGUGAGCCUUCAGGGUCUGAGACUGAAGAAGAUGCUUCACCGUCUCCGCACAGGAUCAGGUCCGCUCGCCAGAGGAGGGCCCCUGCAGAUGAAGGCCACUGAGCCAGCCGGUCCUGUGAUGGCGAAUGACCAAGGGUUCUGGGAGUCUCUCUGUAAUGAUUGGGCUUUGCAGUUUGCUAAAGAAAUGAAGAACAUUCAUUCUUGGAUUCUAAGUCCAGUUCAAAAAAAGAUUUACAUGUAAGCCAUAUGCAAAUAAAGGGAAUUUCAACCAAAUUGGA
This is a messenger RNA of Odocoileus virginianus texanus, 716 nucleotides long. The record is from RefSeq and is a predicted model, not a curated record. Lineage: Eukaryota; Metazoa; Chordata; Mammalia; Artiodactyla; Cervidae.